UAUAAUAUUGUAAACAUUCUUUGACUUUGGACGUAUAAAUGCCGGUUUUUUGAGUUAUGUCUAGCUUAAAGUCAAACGAAAUGGACACCAAUCCGGCUCCGGAUCCCCAGGCGCCUAUCACCCGCAAGGGUUUCCUCAUUUCACUGAACAGCGGCACUCCAAUGCCUAUUCCCGAGCAGAAUCUGUUUGGUCGCUGUCGUCCUGUCUCUGAGUUUGAGAAACUAAAUCGUGUGGGCGAAGGCAGCUAUGGAAUUGUCUAUCGCGCACGUGACACCCGCAGCAAUGAGAUCGUGGCCCUCAAAAAAGUUCGCAUGGAUCAGGAGAAGGAUGGCCUGCCUGUCAGUGGACUCCGCGAGAUCAUGAUCCUGAAGCAGUGCCAGCAUGAGAAUAUCGUACGUCUGCGAGAGGUUGUUGUGGGCAAGAGCCUGGACAGCAUCUUCCUGGUGAUGGAUUUCUGCGAGCAGGACCUGGCCUCCGUGCUGGACAACAUGUCGCAGCCUUUCACCGAGUCCGAGGUCAAGUGCAUCACCCUGCAGGUGCUAAACGCCUUGAAGUACCUUCAUGCGCGCUAUAUGAUCCACAGGGAUCUAAAGGUUUCCAAUCUCCUGAUGACCGACAAGGGCUGCAUCAAAGUUGCUGACUUUGGGCUGGCCCGCAUGUUCUGCAAUCCCCCAAAACCCAUGACUCCGCAGAUGGUCACUUUGUGGUACAGGGCGCCGGAGUUGCUCCUGGGCUGCCGGACACACACAACGGCGGUGGAUAUGUGGGCUUUUGGCUGCAUUCUGGGUGAACUGCUGCUCGGAAAGCCACUGCUUCCGGGCAACUCGGAGAUUGCCCAGCUGGACAUGAUUAUUGAUCUCUUGGGAGCUCCAUCGGAGUCCAUUUGGCCUGGUUUUUCCGAACUGCCCGCUCUGCAGAACUUUACAUUGAGUCAGCAGCCGUACAAUAAUCUCAAGAUCAAGUUCCACGCGAUUGGCCAGUCGGGCAGGAAUCUUCUGAACAUCUUGUUUAUCUACAACCCAAAUACCAGAGCCACCGCCGAGGAGUGCCUGAAUAGCAAAUAUUUUGUAGACCCACCGCAAGCUUGUGACCCCCGCAUGAUGCCCACUUUCCCGCAGCACCGGAACAACUCUGCACCAGCUCCGCCCGCUCAGCAGCCCGCCGACAUUCCCAUUUCCGAUCUGCUCAAUGUAUUCAUCAAGCGCCAGCGCAUGGAUUAAACGAGAACGAAUUUA
This is a messenger RNA of Drosophila elegans, 1235 nucleotides long. It is a transcript of the gene Cdc10, whose product is annotated as cyclin-dependent kinase 10. Gene Ontology annotation, cellular component: nucleus. The record is from RefSeq and is a predicted model, not a curated record. Gene Ontology annotation, biological process: protein phosphorylation; regulation of mitotic cell cycle. The transcript has 5 exons. NCBI's taxonomy places the organism in Eukaryota, Metazoa, Arthropoda, Insecta, Diptera, Drosophilidae. Gene Ontology annotation, molecular function: ATP binding; cyclin-dependent protein serine/threonine kinase activity. The coding region runs from base 57 to 1220 and encodes 387 amino acids.